AUGAUCGCCAAACCACCCAAAUUGCCAUCAUUGAUUCCAUGGCCUAGCUACCCAACAGCUAAUGUUGCGGUAGCACCAUACUCGGCUCCGACACAAGAUGAAUGGAUGGCUGUCUAUCCGGAGAUCGAAAGACUGUACAUCCGAGAGCGACGGAAGCUGCGAUACAUUAUGCAAUAUAUGGAAAAGACGCACGGAUUUAAAGCUACAGUUCAGAUGUACAAGAAACGUUUCACGAAAUGGGGCUUCCAGAAGAAUAGCAGACGUUCAGCUUCCAACAAGCUAACGCCAGAUACACACAAUGAAAGUUCCAUACGGAGAUCCAAUGAGCACAAUGCGCCCGGAAAGCUAGGCUCCGCUCGUGGGAUCUCCGAGCUUAGCCAUCAAGACAGCCUGGUCCUGAUGUUCUUGAGCAAUGUGCGGAUAAGUACCAUGGCCUUCUUCGACUCGGUGCAAUCACCACAGGUUCGCUUAGUCCCCUUUCAACAGCAACCUCCAUCGUCGGAUGAACGAUGGCCCGACAGCGUUAAAGAAGUUAGUUUUGCAUUCAAGGUCGCGAUCGACCUCUUGGAUCGAGGGUACGGCGAGUUGGGCGGCAAGACGGCUCGGAAAGCCUUUAUGCUCAUCGAAGAUAUAUUGACAGUUGAAAGUCCUGUCUUGGUGUGGAAUUUGCUUGAGAUGAUGCAUCAUAUGGUGGUGAUGCAGCACCUGCGGCUGUUCAAGAUGCUACUGGCUUACUUGAUUGGCUUGGUGAAGGGACGCCUGCCAGUAAUGCAUCCACUUCCUAUCAUGCUGCAUGGUUUGCGUGAAAUUGUUGUAAGCCUAAGAAGUUCUGUGUCUACGCCUGAGAGCUGUUCAGCCGAUUCUUCGGCAUCAUCAUCGCCCUCGUCUUCCUACAAAGACGAUAGGAACCUGGUCCCCCUGGAAUCAUUGGAACUUUCUCGUUCACUGUCAUGUCUGAUCAAGAGAGGCUGGAUCUUGAAUGCCGAGAUUCUCCUCAACCACUUCGAUCUCCGUUUUCUGCAACUUUACUGCCGUGUACAUUGGGACUCGUGCUCGAUCGCGCCUCCGACGGCUGUGUUCUUGGAAAUGGACCGGUGGUACGAUCAGGUCGGCGCGGGUACGACCACAAAGAGCAUUAUGCCUACAACUCAUGCAAAUUUUCCUCCUAAGAUCACACCCAGCGAGAAGGAUAGAAUACUUCAGGACCUUAUAAAGCCUCUGGUCGGUCGCCAAGUUGACAAGCAACUGUCACCGACUUUCGACGCACUUCGCGUUGAAACAAUGGCUACACUUCGGAAGUACGGUGGCCCGAUACUCAAGAAGACGGUCGAAUUUACCGGAGAUACCACUCUCUUGCUACGUCUUGUGGCGGUGCUGGUAACAGUCGAUGUUCUUCAUGAAUGGCCUAGCGUGGUUGGGUCGUCGUUGAAUCGUGACUACACUACUAGAAUGCCACAAGCUGAUGCGGAUCAUGUUGCAUAUGUCAUGAGGAUCCUGAUCGACCUUGACCCUAAGCUUUGCGGCAACAAGAUUGACUCACCGAAAGAGUUGCUCGAUCAGCUUCGAUCAGUCGUCGCACUUCGCGAGUAUGCUCGAGGCGAAACUUAUCCACAGGUUGUGCAAGAGAUGCUGAUGUUGAAGGAUGCCCUCAACGCGGCGGGAGAACACAGAGAAGCAGAGCAAGUUGGGCACAGUGCUUUACUGCGAAUGAAGAAAUAUACUCAGGAUGUCCCUGUUGAUUUCACCUGA
Exophiala bonariae is the source of this 1749-nucleotide messenger RNA. RefSeq lists its product as uncharacterized. The coding region runs from base 1 to 1749 and encodes 582 amino acids. The record is from RefSeq and is a predicted model, not a curated record. The transcript has 2 exons. Lineage: Eukaryota; Fungi; Ascomycota; Eurotiomycetes; Chaetothyriales; Herpotrichiellaceae.